AUGGUGAAGGUGAUCGAACAUUGCAGAGUUUCGCCACCCCCAGGCACGGUGACCGAGCAGUCUAUUCCCAUCACUUUCUUCGACCUAGCAUGGCUGCAACUGCCUCCCGUCCAAACCCUUUUCUUUUAUCAGUUCCCCCAUCCUAAGUCCCAUUUCAUGGACACCGUCAUUCCUAAUCUUAAACACUCACUCUCCCUCGCUCUAAAACACUUUUUCCCUCUAGCUUCUAACAUGUUUAUUAAUAUUCCCUCAUCAAUUUCUAGCAAGCCUGAAAUUCGUUACACCGAGGGUGACUCAGUUUCACUCACCUUCGCCGAGUCUAGUAACGAUUUCAACUCUCUCAUCGGAAACCAUGAAAAAAAUGCUGAUCAAUUUUAUCCUCUAGUCCCUCAAAUGCCAGCUAAUAAGUUGUGUACCAAUGUGUCCGAAAGCAUUCAUUCUACACUACUAGUCCCACUGUUUGCUCUUCAGGUGACUCUUUUUCCAAACUCGGGGGUUUGUUUUGGCUAUACCCUUAACCAUAUCACCGCGGACGGUGUGGCCUUUAUAAGCUUCUUCAAGUCUUGGGCUUCCAUUGCUAAAUUUGGCGGCAGCGAUGCGAAAUUGUUGGAGACUAUUGGUUCCCUAUCAUUAUGUGACAGGAGUGUGGUGAGAGAUCCAAAUGGGAUAGGGACAAUAUUUUGGCGCCAAAUUGUUGAGGAUAGUAAACAUGAAGAGUUGUGUCCAACUGAUCAACACCACCCUCCCAUCAACAAGUUCAGGGCAACAUUUGUGAUGGCCAAAACCAACAUCCAACGACUCAAGGAAUUGGUUUUGGUCCAUCAUCGACGACUGAACUCCGCGACAACACUAGCACCACCAUUUCACAUCUCAGCAUUCACUGUGACAUGUGCCUACAUUUGGAUUUGCAAGGUAAAAUCACGUACAGGAACCGCCACUACUAGGGCGGUGGACAAAGAUGAUGAUGAUGAGUACUUUAGUGUUCUUGUAGAUUGUCGAGAACGUUUGGAUCCACCCAUUCCCAAAACAUACUUUGGUAAUUGCUUAAUGGGUUGUUACGCGAGGGCAAAGCAUAGCCAACUAAUUGGGGAAGAAGGGUUUGUGAUCGCCGCUGAAUCGAUCGGGAAGGCCGUUGGAGAAAGGCUGCACGGUAGUGGUGGAGUGUUGAAAGGUAUGGAGUCUUGGCUUUCUGAUUAUAAAAGAAUGGACCAGGAUAAGAUGGUUGGGCUUGCGGGGUCGACUAAGAUUAGCAUUUAUGAGCCAGAUUUUGGGUGGGGGAGACCGCAAAAGAUUGAAGUCGUUUCCAUUGAUCUUACAGGGGCAAUAUCCAUUAAUGAAUGCAUGGAUUCCCAAGGAGAUUUGGAGAUUGGUGUGUCCUUCCCUAAGAAUACCAUGGAUGCUUUUGCUUCAAUCUUCAUCCCUGGCCUUAACACUUUAGGUGUACGUGCAAUGCUGUGA
Molecule: messenger RNA, 1458 nt
Organism: Cornus florida
Lineage: Eukaryota; Viridiplantae; Streptophyta; Magnoliopsida; Cornales; Cornaceae
Product: phenolic glucoside malonyltransferase 1-like
Exons: 1
Coding region: 1-1458 (485 amino acids)
Source: RefSeq, a predicted model, not a curated record